UUUCUAGUUUAUGGAAAAAAUUGUAUUCGGAAAUUGACAUUCGAUUCUUUUCCAUGUAAUAAUAGUAGAUUUCAAUUAUAAACCUAACCUCAAUAUGCAAUUCCUUUUCUAAUUAAAUUAAACAAAUCAUUAACGUAUGUGAGGACGAAAAUACCAGCAGCAAAAAUAGAAUGACGUGAGAAAUCUAAGAUCUUGUUUAUUUCUUACUUUUAAAAUGUUCCAACUCAGAAAUUUUAGUAAAUGUAAACAAUUAACCUCUAUUAAAAUUUACAGUAAUUUGAAACAAACAACUUACAUAGAGCCAUGUAGCAUGUGUAUUGUACAGUUAAGACAUUUCCAGCAAGAAAAGAAGUAUCACAAGUACAGUGGAAAUGGCAACUACUCAAGAACAUUUUUUAAACUGGGAUUAGGUCUAUGUGGUAGUCUUGGGCUGUGUUUUACUUAUUUGAAUUUGAGGGAAGAUAUUCCCUACUACUUACCAAAGUCUUUAAAUGUACUUAAUUAUAUUACACCAGUUGUAUAUGCUGCUACUCCAAUUGAACCAAAACUUCCUAAAGACAGUUUAAGAAAUAAAUUUAAUUUUGUUGCUGAUGUUGUAGAUAAAUGUGCAUCUUGUGUUGUUUACAUUGAGAUUCAGGAUUCUAGGAGGUUAGAAUUUUUCACUGGUACUCCAACUACAGUCUCUAAUGGCUCUGGAUUCAUUGUUAGUAAUGAUGGAUUAAUCUUGACUAAUGCUCAUGUGGUUGUAGCUAAACCCGGUAGUAGGAUUCAGGUGAAACUCGCAGAUGGCUCUACUCACAAAGCGACCGUUCAAGAUUACGACCUGAAAUCGGACUUGGCUUUGCUGAAGAUUACAACUGAUCGCAAGCUGACGACUGUGGUGAUGGGCUCAUCGCAGGAGCUGCGGGUGGGGGAGUGGGUGGUCGCUCUCGGUAGUCCACUGGCCCUGUCAAACACUGUGACAGCUGGAAUAAUCUCCAGCCUGCGCACCAGUCAGGAAAUUGGACUGCGGGGCAAGGACAUGGAGUAUAUACAGACAGACGCAGCUAUCACGUUUGGAAACUCGGGUGGACCCUUGGUGAAUCUUGAUGGUGAAGUGAUAGGAAUCAAUGCCAUGAAAGUUACAGCUGGGAUUUCCUUUGCUAUUCCUAUUGACUAUGCCAAGUCAUUUUUGAAGAAGGCAGAGGAGAAAUUAAAAAGUAAACAAAUUUUAACAAACAAUCUUGGUUACUACAAGCCACAGGUAGGACCCAUUGUGCGACGCUAUAUGGGCAUCACGCUAAUCACCCUGUCUGAGCCGAUACUGCGGGACCUACAUAGUAAAGGGGUAAACAUCCCUCCAGGAAUCAAGCAGGGAGUCAUCAUCUGGAAGGUUGUCAUUGGCUCUCCAGCCUUCAUUGCCGGACUGAAGCCGGGGGACAUAGUGACUCACAUCAAUAACAAGGAGGUACCGGGUGCCAGUGCCGUCUACUCGGUAAUGGAGGAUCCUACAGUUGACAGCACCCUCACCAUGAGGAUCAUCCGGGAUGGUCGCAUCAUGAACCUUACUGUUGUCCCAGAGGAGGGAUAGGGUAGCCCUUGCUAUUAUAACCGUAAAGUCCAUUGAUGUUGUAAAUGUGUGGAGGUGUCCUAAGAGGAAUCCAAUAUCAAAUGUUCUCAGAUACUUACUAUUUGCAUAGUACACAUGGUUGUAUUAAUUCAUAGUAAUUUAUUUGUUCAGUUUUAUAUUUUUAUUUGGUUUACAUCUGCCUUCAUGUAAGAUUCAUGACUGAUUUUGCCUGAAAGGAAGUAUAUUUUUGAUUGUGGUUUUAAAAUAUACAUUUGUUAUAUUA
Messenger RNA from Homalodisca vitripennis (glassy-winged sharpshooter), 1832 nucleotides. RefSeq names its product serine protease HTRA2, mitochondrial (gene HtrA2). Bases 215 to 1570 code for a protein of 451 amino acids. Gene Ontology annotation, biological process: positive regulation of apoptotic process; proteolysis; programmed cell death. Gene Ontology annotation, molecular function: protein binding; serine-type endopeptidase activity. The record is from RefSeq and is a predicted model, not a curated record. The transcript has 7 exons. NCBI's taxonomy places the organism in Eukaryota, Metazoa, Arthropoda, Insecta, Hemiptera, Cicadellidae.